This is a messenger RNA of Galleria mellonella (greater wax moth), 11783 nucleotides long. RefSeq lists its product as uncharacterized. The coding region runs from base 691 to 4968 and encodes 1425 amino acids. Lineage: Eukaryota; Metazoa; Arthropoda; Insecta; Lepidoptera; Pyralidae. The record is from RefSeq and is a predicted model, not a curated record. Gene Ontology annotation, molecular function: nuclear receptor binding; protein dimerization activity. The transcript is spliced from 20 exons. Gene Ontology annotation, biological process: positive regulation of transcription by RNA polymerase II; cellular response to hormone stimulus. Gene Ontology annotation, cellular component: nucleus.
UUAAUGUAAUUUAUAUUAUCCAAAAAUAACAUUUUUACUUAAGAUCAAUGCAAAAUAAAUAAUUUUUUUCGACAGGCAGCCCUGCUCUUAAAAAAAAUAAAAAAGAAGAGUGAACUGCGAGCUUGCUUGACUGCGUGUCACGUUUGUACUAAAUCAAAAAAAUGAAAUGCUUUUGGUUUUAUUUCAACAAAUUCUCAAGUGAAUUGUAAUUGUAAAAAAGUGUUAUGAGUGCAUAAAAGGGUAUUAACCAAGCUAGUUUUACGUGAACUAUAUUUGCGCCUAUUUUUAAAAACAAUAUUUUCAUGUACCUGCCUUACAUACCUAUUGUGCGACCGUGAAGGUUGAGAAUGUUACGUCAUUUUGGUUUUAGUGAGUGAUAUGAACUUAUUUAUUUUGAUUUCAUUAGGGGAAGUGUUAUUAACAAGAAAAGCCUCUGAUGUUGUGAUUAGUUCGAGUAAGUGUUAAGUGUUAUGAAUGACUAAAAGCACCGAUAUACCGGCUGCGACAAGAUGCCGCCAUGUUAUUUAGUUUUCCUGUCAACCACUGAUCGCGGUUACCCCUGAUACACUUUGAGUUUUUAUCUCAAAAGAAAACUGUGGAUUUUUUCCUAGUGACUGUAACUGAUUUGACAUAGCCACGGAGCGCUUGAAUCCGGCGCUGACCGGCGCCACUCGCAUCAAUGAAUCAUUUAUGCCAGCGCUGGCCAUUGAAGAUGCAAGAGUUGAAUCCUGUGAACUCCAACUGGGAGACACAUGGAGGGGGAUGCAAAGCAAGAUGAGCGUGACAGCGCCGGUUAAGAAGAUAAGAAAAAAGUCAGACAAUAAACCGCAAUCUCAAAUAAAUAAGUGUAACAACGAAAAGAAAAGACGGGAACUUGAAAACGAAACUAUAAAUCAGCUCGAGGAGCUCCUUGGUACAUGUUUGGCUGAAGUCAAGCAGCCAGAUAAAAACGGCAUCGUCCGCGAGGCCACUCGUCAGAUUCAGGAGGUGUUGAAACGACGGCGCCAGUGCCCUAGCGAAUGCCCACUACGUAUCGCCCAAUGCCUCUCGCCUGUCCAGGCUGGUGAGGUCAGCUCUACGCAGCCCCAGCCUCUGACGGCUGGACUACAUUAUUCAGAGCUUGCGACGCUUAUUGAGGCGCUUAAACAUUACACUGGGAGCCUCGGUUGGGUAUUACUAGAAAUAAAUUCAAAAGGUGAAAUUGAAUGUGUAACCGAAAACAUCAAGGACCUUGUUCUGCAGGAUCGAACGGAGUUAUACAAAAAGUCUAUAUUCUCUCUCUUGCAUGUCAACGAUCAAGCUAAAUUAAAGCCCUUGUUAAGAGACAUACAAACGUUUGCCUGGAGUGCAGGCGAGACUGAUAAGUUUAAAGCUAUUCAAGCUAGAUUGCUUGUCAAGAACUCUAAUGGUACUGACGGAUCUGGGUACGUGGAAGCAGUGAUCCACGCUGCGCCAGUGCGCGGCUCAUCCUCGGAGGAGGCCGGCUCCGUCAUGUGCGUCAUCCGGCGCUGCGAGGACGCGUCGGCCGCACUUCUCCCUGUCGACGGCGGCCCGCCCGCCAUCAGCGCUAAACAAAUUGAUCAUAUCGUCUUUAGAUUAGACUGCAACUAUAUCAUUCUGUCUUGUGAUUUAAGUGGAGUGGAAAAUUAUAUAAACUCUCCUGUAUCUCUCGUGGGUACACGCUAUUUGGAACUAAUUGAAAGUGUUGAUCGUGUUCGUGUGGUUACACAUCUACAGCAAGCCGUGUGUUAUCCCGCACCACCGAGUGUCAGCGGCCCUUUUCGUAUACGUAUCGCGGUCGAUCGGCCGUGGCUUAGGGUCAGCGCUCGAUCGCGACUGUUUCGGGCUAAACCGACUUCGGGCGAGUCUGAUUUCAUAAUGUCGACACACACCGUGCUCGGCGACGAAGAUCUCGACCUUCUCGAAGCUGAUCAGCCCCGUUCUACUAUCGGCGGACCACUUAUGUCUUCUGUCGCCAACGGAGAGUCUUCUAGUUGCGAUAACCGAUAUCGUUCUCCGAUGAGUCCCGGGGAUCAGUUUUCGAUCAACGACUUCGUCGACCUCGACCCGUGGCCGCCGUCGUUUCAACUGACAGAUAUGUCGAGCGAAGAGUCGAAGGACCGCAAAGAAAGCGGCUCGGAGGGUCCACAGACGCCACAAACGCCUCGUGCGCCGGCGACGCCGGGCGAUGGUGGGCCCGCCGCCGCGCCCGCGCCCGCCGCGCACCCGCCGCACGCGCCUCACGCGCCGCACGCGCCGCACGCGCCGCACCCCGCGCACCCCGCGCCCGCAGCCGCCACCGCCGCCACCGCCGCCACCGCCGCCCCGCCGCCCGAGGAACCCAAUCGGUUGCGCUCUCUGCUUAGUAAGAAACCGAUGUCGAGUUGCGCGGACAGCGGGAUGAAUUCCAACAAUCGCAUCUUAAAGGACCUUCUCAAACAGGAGGAUGAAGAGGCAACUGGCAGCGAGACGUCGGCUCCUCAUACCCCACUCACACCGCACACACCUCAUACACCUCACACGCCCGCGGCGGCCAUGUCCCCGCUCCACACUGCACAGACGCAUUCACGGCCGUCGCCGCAUCCUCCACAUCCUCCUCAUCCGCCGCAUCCUCCACAUCCACCCCAUAAUCCACACCCUUCUUCCGCGCAGCACACAUUACAACAGUCACAUAACUCGGAUGUGCUGUUGAGGAUAUUAAAUGAUAAGUCUGACGAGGAUGCCGAAGAAAGAAGAAAUUCCGAAGGACGCAGUACUUCGCAACCGAGUGCAUUGCUCUCUCAAUUAUUGUCAAGCACAAAUGGACCUGGCAAUGGGCGAACUCAAGAAAAUAAUGAUUAUUUAGAGAGAAUUGCUGGGGUCAAACGUAAACUUGAAGAUAAAAAUGCGGCCGGGAAUGUCAAAAGAGCGACGCUUGAAAAUCAACAGGUCACCUCAAGCGCCGUUCCCGUGGCAUCGUCGACACCGUCGUCGACAGCAACCAGUCCGGCGGCGACGAGUAGUGCCGGCAUGAGCCCGCUGUGCCAGAAGAAUCAGAUCCUGGUGUCGCUGCUGGCGCGGCAGCAAACGACACCGACGACACCGCUGCCGCUGCCGAACCCCAAUUUGCGGCCGUACGGCCCGCCCGUGCCGCGGCUGCGAGCGCCGCCACCGCCGCCGCACCCGCACGGCCACCCGCACUCGCACCAGCACCCGCACCCGCACCAGCCGCAGGGCCCGCAGCAGCGGCAUUCGCAUCAUCACUCUACGCUCUCCACCAUACUCACGGGGCCCGCACACAGCCGUGCGAGUAAUGUAAACGGCGGGCCAGGCGUAGUGUCGAGCGCGGGUGUGGGCGGCGUGGGCGGCGUGGGCGGCGUGGGCGGCGUGGCGGAGUCCACAGCGCAGAGCCACCUGCAGAUGGUGCUGCAGGGCUCGCGCGGGCCCUACCCGCCGCCGCCCGCGCCCGCACCUGCCCCUCUGCAUUACGCCAACACGGCGCCGCAUCACAUGUACAACAAUCAGCCACCAAGUGGCAGUUCUCGGGCGCAAAGCGGCGGUGGCGGCGGUGACAGUGAAGUGCCCAGUGAUCAAACUUUAUCGGACCUUUUAGACGAAGUAAUUGACAAUAUGCCAGACUCAGAUCGGCCAGCGCCCGAUGUUAGCGUGCUAAUCGAUCAAGAGAGUAGUCGACAAAUUAGAUCCUAUCAGGGUAUGAAAGAGAAAAAUGCUGUAAUCAAUGCAAUCAGACAAAGUUUGAUGCAGUGUGAAACUGUGACAAAGAGUCCCGUAGCGUCAAGUCCUGGAGCACCCCCGGUGUACGAUGUACAAAGUCCGGGAUCAUGCAACAUGGGCAGUGUGAGCGGCGUGGGUGGUAUGUACCCGACCGCGGAGGUGGCCCGUGGCCGCGCUCUGGUUGAGCAGCAUCGAGCGCGCCUGCUGCAGAUGCAGCGCUCACAACAAAUGCUCGUCUCGCCAGAGGCUGCUGAGCAGCCGCAGCCAGACCUGAGCUCUACCAUUACUGCCCUCGUAUCGGGCACACCACCAAAUGUAGCUCUCACCCGCACGGCGGACUAUCAUCAUUUAUAUCACACAUCCAAUCAAAUGGGUUCAAAUUAUGGUACAAACAAAAUCACAUCAUCGCAACAAAAUCCGAUGCUGAGUCGCCAAUUAAGUGGCCCAGCAGGUGGCGGGUACGCGCACAGCGGGGCGAGCGGCGCGGGCGGCGCGGGCCCGGGCGGCGGCGGCGCGGCGCCGCACUCGGCGGCCGCGCUGCACACGCCGCUCACGCCGCAACCGCAACCGCAGCCCCAGUACCACCGCGCGCCAACCGCGCCGCGACCUCAUCUAGCGUGUGUGGCAGUGGGCGGCUACUACGAAGAGAGCGGGGCGGGUGGCGCGGGCGCGGGCUACUGCGGCGACUACGCGCGCCGCGCGCCCCUGCCGCCGCACGCGCCGCACUCGCACGCCACGCACGCGCCCCACGCGACCCACGCGCCCCAUGCGCACGCGCACCACGAUCCGCCUCUGCCCUGUGCCGGAAACGGGAGCGGUGUCGGCGGCGUGAGCGGCGCGGGUGUCGUGGGCGGUGCGGGCGGUGUGGGGGGUGCGGGGGGCGCGGGCGGCACGUCGGAGUACGUGCGCAACGAGCUGCGGGCCGUCGUGGGCGCGCGCUCCGCCCGGCCCGAGCUGCACCCGCAGAUGCAGCCCUCCGACCUGGAACACCUCAUCAACUACGAUAUGACUAACACCGGUGGCGGCAGUGUGGUGGGGGGCCGAGCGUCCUCGACGUCGGCAAACACGUGGGAGUCGCAACAAAGCACCCCGAGUACUACGGAGGCGGGCUCGGCGGAGGCGGCGUCGGCGGCGGGCGGUGAUGAGGCGCAGCCGGCGGGGGCGGCGGCGGCGGCGGCGGCGGCAGCGGGCGCGGAGGGCGCGGCGGCGGCGGCGGCUAAGGCGUCGCUGCUGCAGAAGCUGCUGUCUCAGUGAUGCAUCUCGCGCAACCCCGCGCCCGCGACCACACACCCGCGCCACGACCCCCGCUGAAGUUUGCAUUUAUGAUUUGUUCCGACGUUGCGGACGGACGAUCUAAGACGUAAUAUUCCAUCGCAACGAAAUUCAUCGUUCCGACUUUAUGGUCUACGUGGUACCUCUGUGGCUGUAAAUCUCACAUCCGUGAGACUAAUAUAGUACACGUAUUUAUAUAACGUCUUGCGACACAGUCUAGUAGUGCUAGUGAUAUUUUCGAGUUGUAAAAAAUUUUGUUACGAUACGUUUCGCCUCGACUUCUCUAAGAAUGUCGAGAUUAAUAAUUAAGUUACUUUAUCUAUGUAUGUACGAUACCUCUAUGUUUUUAGCUAAACGCGAUGCAAACUACAAUGGUAGCUUCCUGUGACGGAAUAAAAAUAAGUGAUCUAUCUACUAUUGCGAUUGAUCGGUACGUUUAGUACACGACACAACAUACAAUAGAAAUAUUUCGCGUGCAAUAUUGUAUAGAAAUAAAACAUAUUUUGGCGUUGUGAACGUUAUUAUGUAUUAUAGUUCGAAGUCAGAUGUUACCUGUUAUGACAAAGUAAUUGUAUUAUAGUAUAUGAGACGUCGAAUGGAAGUUUCUCAUUUGAUAAUAUUAUUUUUACUUGUGUAAAUAAUAUGUUGUUAAAUUAUAGCUGUUGCUUUUAUUGUAAAUAUUUUGUUACAAUAUUUCAUUGUGUUUACAGUACCUAUAAUUUCAUGUAACAUUUAAACCAUUUAUUGAUAUUCAUUAAAUGUAUACAAAAUUCAUAAUUUACAAAAUUAUUCUUAUGAUUUAUGCCCAUCUGCCGCACUUUCUAAUAUUUAUACAUCGUGGUUAGAUGUACAUUAUAAUCACAGAUAUAAAAUCAUAGACACAAAUUUGUAUUAGAAGUGUAUAAAAUAUUAUACAAUUAUAAAAAAAAGUCGUAACUAUUUGAAUAUUGUAGUAUUCAACAAGCCAGUGUCUUCUACAUCACAAUUUCUGAAUACUUAUAUUAAUAAUUCAGUUUUCUAAAUAUUAACAGGUAUAUAUUGUGUACUAGUGAUCUGACCUGGCUUCGCACAAGUAGACAGAAUUUUCAAAAAUCAAUACAUAUAAUAAGAGUCAGCUAAAUCAAUUGAUCGGUUAUUUUAUAGCAAUUUACAUAUGAUUCUUUAGAUUGAUAUAACUUUUUUAUUUAUGAACUAAUGAAAAUGAAACAAAAACUAAAUGUUAAGUAGAGUAAACCACAUUCAAAUUGGUUAAGCUGUUUUUGAGAUUACGUGCACAAACGUACAUACAGACAGACAAAUAGACAUACUGACAAACGGACAAUUUAUAAAUGCUGUACAAUAACCGAUCAGUUGAAUUGGCUGCAACUUUAUGAAGGUAUUAGGUAUGUAAUUAUCAUUUAAGUAUAUAAUACAAUAUAAGACCGGAUUCAUGAAGAGUUCCAAUUGGGAUUAAUAUACGGGAACUACAUAGUUAGAAACGGGCAAGGCCGCGGGAAACGGCUAGUUCAUAAAUAAAAUUCUUCUAUAUAUUAAUGUAAUAACUACCGGUAUAACUUACGUGUAAUUUGGUCGAAAAAGUUCGAUUUGUUUCUGAAUUAUUCGGGUCCUUUAAUCUUGAACAAAUUACAUUAAAAUAUAAUGUAUAUUUUACGAAAUAUUUAUCAAUAAAAUUGUUAUGUUACUGUGCACAGUAUAUAUAAAAAAUUAUGUAUAGUCUUGUUUCAUAUCUGUGUUUAUAAUGUCAGUGUGUUCGAUAGUCAUUUAAAUCCAAAUGUACUUGUGACAUGUUGUUUUAACAUCUGUAUACAUUACCUACGCGACCUUAUACUAGAGUUUAGCAGUAGUUAUCUAUUGCUUUAUAUUACAUACAUGAAAAAUAAGUGCGAUCAAGAUUUAAGUAGGACUUAAUCUUAUUGUCAUUGAUGGUACGACGGAACGCAUAGUAUUAGAGACAUCACAGUGAUGGUUCGUUAGAAAUCGAAUUUAAUGUUAAGAAAUCAAGAAUUUCACCUCGUAACAAUGGGAAAUGUAUUUGCAGUCUAUAAAUUGGUCUCCUAGCCCAAUUAAUAUAUUCUUUAUAUUUUAAAUAUUAUUACAAUGUAAAUCGUAAUAAAAGGAAAUUGUUGACAUGUAGUUAUGAAUGAAUGAAUGGAAUGAAUGAAACGACUAAGAAGAGGAUUUUGAAAUGACAUUAUUGAACUAAAGUCCUUUACUUACAAGAAUAUUGCCGCACUAUUACCUAACAUAAUCGUCACGUUAUGAUUGCAUCCAGGAUUUAGGAAAUUUUGAUACAAGCAGCAUACGUAAUGAUAAAUUUUAGAUAUUUUCAUAGAAAGAGCUAUGCGCUUUUGUCUCCGUGAGGAUUGGUCGCGGUGGUUGUGGGGUGGUGCCACCUUACUGUGCAAAUGUGAAUAUAAACAUCUAUGUUCAAUGUCAUCAUUGGUAAUGUUAAAUUAAAAUAUAAGCACCAAUUAUUAGCAGUGUUUUACUUGCUUCUAUAGACAGUGAUAAUGACAUAUGAGAAUUUUAAAUAUUGCAGUUUAAAUUAUAAUCUAUUUUGGUAUUAUUUUUCCCUGAUAAUCCCAUAAGCAUUUUAUUUACUUGUGAAACACUAUACUAUGAUAGAGUUCGUUCAUUAUUACUGUCUGAGAAAGUAAUAUAUUUCGACGUUUACAACUUAAGAAAUUUAGAAUUGCACAACGUUAUAAUUAAAAUAAUAAUUAUUAUGUGUAAAUUUACCAUAAUGUAACAUACCUAAUUAAUGAUGGCUGUAAGAUCAUUUGAAUGUGGUGUCAUGGUGUAUUUUCCUAAUCGGUCUAAUGCGCGCAAUUUAACCUUUUCAUCAUAUAUUAUACAUAAUUUAAAUAUUAAAUGUAAGAGAUAAUAAUUGUUGUUCCCUAACAUUAUAACUAUGGGGACCACAGCUCGUAUUAUGUCGUCACUCCCUAGAGAAAAUAUGCAGUAACAUGUAGUACACUUGUAAUAAUAAAACGUUUUCUACAUACAAUGUUAACGACACGCUAAUUUGUAUUGUUACAUUAUAGAUUGCGUAGCCCGAGUGUAACCAAACAUUAAAUCCUACGGCAAGUGGCAAUAACUUAAUGCGGACUUCAAGUACUUAAGUAAUUUGAGUGUUGGCUCAUUAGAUCUAUGAAGACUAACGUUUCCCUAUAAUGUUGUUUCACAAUAACAAUAUAUCGAUAGUACACCAAUCGCAAUGAAUAGCGAGUAGAGACCCACAGUAAAGUAAAAUGUGAUUGUUUUUAUUACCUACCUAAUAAUGAACGUACAAAUAAUAUGUGUAGAUUAUCCAUAAAACCAAGUUUAACGAGUAAUCUAUGUAGGACAUAAAAUAUUUUUAUACCAUUAUGAGAUAAUAGAUCAGAACGUUUAGGCUAUUGACCAAUUUAAUUUUCGUGUUAUUAAUUAAAUUGAAAACGCGUUAAUUGCAAUCGAAAAGGUUAUAAUAGUGAGAGGAAGAUUUACAGUGUCCAACCACCGUAGCAAUAUGAAAUCUCAUUCCAUUUACACUAUAUGGUGUGGAUAGGCGCGUCAUAAUGUUGAUAGGUAAAUAUCAAACCAAUAAAGUACAAGUGAUGGCCUUGUUACGUGACAACGUUAAUGAAAAUAGUUGAGAAUUAGUCGAGUCUACCUACAUUUAUAUUUAAAUACAAAGCCUAUUUUAUUGGAAUCUUAAUAUAGCUGCACGAAAUGCCCUCAAUUAGCUUAUUAAACGUUUCGACGUGAGCUGAAUGUACACGAAAGGUUAUAUUUUUUGCAGAUUUACGAUAACGUAUCUAGUUUAUGUAAUCAAAACUAUCUGUAAUGUAUGGGAAUACGUCCAUUUCAUUAAAUACAAUUGGUUUCCGUGAAUUCUAAUGUAAAUAAAUCAAAUUAUAAUGAUGAACGCAUAGGUGCCUGAAAAUAUAGAUAAAACAUAUUUUUUCAAAACCAACAAAAUCGAGAAAUUAUAAUAAAAUAUGAUAUUCAAAUAGAUGUUAGACAUUCAUGAAAAGUCUUUAUUACAUCAUUAGGCUUCAAAAUUUAUUUUCAAUAAAAUCACUGCUGAUCAAAGUUUUUAAGGUAUGUAAUUAGUAUUUUCAUCGUAAGUUGAAAGUAGGAUGUAAUAUAAAGGAAAUUGACAAUAGCUACUAACGCACUUUGCAAUAUUUUCGGUGAUACAAUUUGUAAUAUGUAUGACUUAAAGUAGCAUAUAAAAUGAAAUGCUCACUGAUCAAUAAUUUAAUUUUUUGUAGAGAAUAUGUCACUUGAGUAAUUCCUAAUUAAUUGCUUCAUCUUUUUAGGAGGUAUCUGAUCUUAAAAACGACAAACGAAUUAAAAUUGAACUUGGUGAAUUAUUGUCUUCCAAUAUAGAAAUUCAAGAACAUGUCCUGAAUAAAUAGUAGGCACUGACUAGCCAGUAGUCGGGUAUGUAUAUGCAUCCCUGUGUUUGCAUCAUACAAUUCAGUAGCACACGAGCAAAAUUGAGUCAGUACACAGUUUAAAUCACAAAUAAAAACAACUGAAGAACAUUUAGGCUUGUUUGUCCUCCGAUAUGUACUAUGAAGAUAAGAUUUGCGAGAGUAGUCUUUAAAGAAGUUAGUGUUUUUGGCCAUCAAAAUUAAGUUGUGUAAAAGAAGAAGGAAAUUUUUCAAGUCUAAUAGAAUGAUUGCAGAAAUUCCACAAUGGGACGCGCCAAACUGCUAUGCUCAUGUUAUGUAUGACACGUGUUUUACGUUCAAUAUUUCUCUUGAGUCGUUUAAACAUUUAUUGAUAUUCCUUGCUCACUUAAACUCACGAAAAAUCUCACUCUUAUAUAGCCAGCAUACCAGACUUCCCUUGCACCUUCACAUCAAUUUAUCCUUUUUUGUUUACAUCUAUUCUUCGCUUUCUCUUUGCUUAUUUCGAGGUAUCCUUUUGAUCACUGUCCACUAAAUACGUUAUGCGAGGAAUUUCGAGUACAUUAAUCACUAAUGAGUUGUUUAUUUCUUAAAUGACCUAUCGCCUUCUUUGCACAUGUUUGUUGGACAACCAGCCUAAAAGUUAAAAUCGGAUAAAAGUAUAUCAUCUACUAGUGUGCAAAUAUCUAAAUAAUAUUAGAAGAUAUUCAUCUUGAUGUAACGGAUUGUAAUACCUCAUUGUAAAAAUCUUCUAGUUGAUAAUUAAGUUGUACAAACCGCUACAAGACCACAUGGAAAUGUUGGUAUAUCUUAGUCGUUUUAUUUUAUAAUUACAUACAAUUGAAUAAUUGAUUAACGACUUUACUAUUAAAUUUUAGAUUAAUGGACUAUUCGGAGCUAUUAAUGGUAAUGUCGGCAUAAUAUUUACAGAAUACAUAUAUUACGCCUCGGAAAAAUUGGUCUAUAUUGAAAUGUUAUAUAUAUAAUUGGAAUUCUAUGUAAGAGCAUUAAAGUAACCAUAACUUGUAUAAGGUAAUUAGUCCAUUGUCACCGAGGAGGUUUACAUAAUAAAUUAAAAUAGGGUCCAAGUUUUCCAUCCAAUGAUACAGAAAAAUACAAUUUGGACUUUAAACAAAUGUGAUACGUCGAUAUGUAAUAGAAAUAUUUUUUUACCAUGAUAGUUUGCUCUGUGACAAGGGACUAACAAUUAAUUGGCGUUAUGUACCAAGAAACAUGGAUGUGUACGGGAAUCUUUGUUUCACAGGGAAAAAACAUAAUUAGUUUAGAAUGGACUUUUAUUUGUAUCAACGAUAUGAAAUUUGAGCGCAAUGUAGAUUUCCUUUGCCGUUUUGUAUAGGUUUAUUGAAAAUCCCCAACAUAAGAUUACGUGAUAAAUAUUUAUUAUAGUAAGAUGACAGUCGCUAACACGAUGAGGCAUUUCCCGUACAAUACUGAUUUUAUUUUUUUGUAUAAAGUCGUGUCUCAUGUCUUGGCCUGUCGUCUGCAAACAAGGGUAUUUUUAUAUUAUGUACAUUUCUUAGGUUUACAUUUUUGUUUAUAGAUUUUAAAAGCUAAUUAUGUUUUUCCAAGGCGCUGCACAGUGAUUUUAGGUAUUAGUCACUCGCAGAAAUUAUCUUGAUAUAAACCUGCUUCUUAGUCGUUUUAGAGCAAACAGGUUAAAAAAUAUAUAUAUACCGACUGGACUUAUUUUCAGAUUUUUUUGUGAACGUACACUUAACAGGGCUUAUUUAAUAAAGCUAGUCCUCGCUUUUAAAAUAAAUAUUCUGCGGGUGGUUAUUAAGUCUGUGUUAUUUAGUUUUUCAGAUGUUAGUUAAGGCCUCUUAUGUUGCUGUGCAUUUCUACGCAUUGUAUGUAUGUAUGUUUAUAUAUAAUAUUGUACAUAGCUAAAAUACAUAUAUUUUUACGAGUAGCAUACACAACCAAAGUUGUUAUAAAGUGAUGGUUGAUUUAAUAAUAAAUUUAAAAUAGGUCGUUAUGUUUAUUUUAGAAAAGAUACAAAUUAAACUGUACAGUUGUAUAUGGGUACAUCCAAUAUCAUGUCAAAGCCUUUACACAACCGCCCUGAUAUUAGAAAUCGAAUUUAUUAUUUUGGUAUAAAAGUCGGAUAAAACCAAAAGGAAUAUAAAAUAGUUUAAUUAACAGAAACAAGUAGUAUGUGAGUGUGGCUUAAGCUCCUUUCGUUCCUAGUAGCUUGUUCCGGAUCAUUUACCAUUACUUGGUAUUUGUCAAUUAAUAAUACCGAAACGAUAACUUUCGAAGUAUCUAUUCGAAAUGAGAAUAUUUUUAUUCAUUGAUAAAAUCCAGGUGUUGACUAUCUUACAUUAAGUUGUAUUUUUUUUUGUACAUUUUAGAUUCGAAAAUAUAUUAAUAUCUAAA